AUGGAGGCCGAGCAGCAACUGAGGAUCUUAGUGUCCCAAGUUAGUAGAUUUGGUGUAGACGGUGGUGUAGACGGGAUAUUUACCAAAGAGCUGAAGGACGCAGCAGCGGAUCUUAAGAAAAAUGAGGAGAUAACAAUACGUCAGGCAGAUAAAACAGCCGCCUUUGUACUUAUCAAGACUGAGGAAUAUUUCGAGAAGCUAGACGAUAUCUUAGCAGAUACCUCUAAAUUCGAGAGAUUGACGAGAAACCACACCGAAGACAUCAAACGGGAUGCUAACUGCAUCAUCACUGCAGUAAACGCCGCAACGAAUGCAUGCCACCUCCCGCCCAUCCAAGGAGAUUACAGCUUGGGGUAUCUUUACGGAAACGUGAAAACGCACAAGACAGGUAACCCCUUACGCCCCAUCAUCAGCCAGACACCUGCACCGACCUACGAUUUGGCAAAACGCCUUAACAAAAUCCUGACACCGUAUACCCCUUCCAAAUUUUUCCUUACUUCUUCGACGGAGUUCCUGGAGAAAAUCCGGGAUUCCCCUGGCGACGGCACUAUGGCAUCCCUCGACGUGGAGUCCCUGUUCACCAACUUCCCCGUCGAUGAAACAAUAGGCAUCAUUUUGGAAAAGGUCUACAGGAACCCUGACAAGCAACCUCCGAACAUCCCGGAAGAAUCGCUCAAGACACUCCUAGACAUCUGUACGAAGAGAGCCUCUUUCACCACCCACGAGGACAGAUGUUUCGUCAGAAAGGCGGCGUGGCAAUGGGGUCCCCCUUGGGCGUCCUCUUUGCCAACUUUUACAUGGGUACCGUUGAAGAGCGGGUUUUUUCGCAGCACCGAUGUCCCCGGACGUAUGCCAGAUACAUCGAUGACAUAUUUGUUCAAGCUGACUCCGAGGAAGAGGUUGAAGCCCUUCGCCAGCAGUUCCUGCGCAACAGCGCCCUUAAUUUCACAAUUGAAUUUAGCAGCGAAGAUCGGCUCCCCUUCCUCGACGUCCUAA
Molecule: messenger RNA, 996 nt
Organism: Macrobrachium nipponense
Lineage: Eukaryota; Metazoa; Arthropoda; Malacostraca; Decapoda; Palaemonidae
Exons: 2
Coding region: 1-996 (331 amino acids)
Source: RefSeq, a predicted model, not a curated record